Messenger RNA from Hyla sarda, 2707 nucleotides. RefSeq names its product GPALPP motifs containing 1 (gene GPALPP1). NCBI's taxonomy places the organism in Eukaryota, Metazoa, Chordata, Amphibia, Anura, Hylidae. The coding region runs from base 155 to 1165 and encodes 336 amino acids. The record is from RefSeq and is a predicted model, not a curated record. The transcript is spliced from 8 exons.
CGGUGACACGGCGUGGUGUUUAUCGAAUAAGGUGGUGAGCUCGGUCAGUUCUGGGGAGGAACAUACGCUCUCCGGUAUCAUACAUGGCGACAUAGAUGAGAGCGGAAGUAUCGGCGCCUUGUAGUGACGUCAGUCAUUUACUGCUCUGUUCAAGAUGUCCCGGGAUUUGAUCGGUCCAGCGCUGCCUCCAGGAUUCUGCGGCGGUAACGAUCACGACGAUGAGGGAGAAGUUGCAGGCCCAGCGUUGCCUCCUGGAUACAAGAGGAGUUCAGAUUCAUCUGAGGACAGUGAUCAGGAGACAUCACACAGCCACCGGCACCAUAAGGAGAGAAAAAACGAAUCACAAAGAAAAAUAGAUAAUCUACCAGGUGAUGAUGAUGAUGAUGACGAAUUUUUUGGACCCGCCCUUCCACCAGGCUUUAAAAAACCAUCAGAUUCACCUGAAAGGCCAGUUAUAGGUCCAGCCUUGCCACCUGGCUUUAAAAGGCAGAGUUCAGAUAGUGAGGAUGGAUCUGACGAAAGGGGAUCUCCAGAUAAGUACAAGGCAGCUGAUGAUGAUGAUGAUAGUGAUGAUGAAGAAAUCAUUGGUCCAGUACCUGCCAAAGGGCCUGUCCAGUCCAGUGUCGCUGAGGAUUUUGAACGGCGUGCCUUGAAAAUGAAACAGAAACUUACCUCAAAUGAUGAUGAGCUCAAGAAUCCAACAAGAGAGUCUUGGAUGACUGAACUUCCUCCAGAGAUGACUACAUUUGGGCUGGGACCAAGAACAUUCAAGCGAAAGACUAAUGAAAAAUCCGGGGAUAGGUCAGGUUGGACUGAAACUCCUGCUGACAGGGAGAGAAAAGCAAUAGAGAAACAAGAGGGCAAGGUUUCCAGCAGUAAAGGUGAAGAAAUUCCACAAGUUUCUGAAAGAGAUAAGAGAUUGGCGGAGCAGGUGUCCAUCCACAAUGAUUCAAAAAGAUCAGAAUCUCUCAUAGAUCUUCACCGCAAAAAACUUAAAAGGAAAGCAGAGGUAGAUAAAGAUAAACCUAAGGAAAGAAGACCAUUUGACCGAGAACAAGAUUUACAGGUUAAUCGCUUUGAUGAUGCUCAGAAGAAAGCUUUGCUGCGGAAAUCCAAAGAGUUGAAUACUAAAUUCUCACAUGGAAACAGCAGUAUGUUCCUAUGAAGAUAUCCAGCCAUAUAACCCUAUAUAUGUUGGCUUUAUUAUCUACUGACCCCAUUUCCUACACCCACAGACUGCCCAUUGGAUGUCUUGCUUCUCCCAUUUUAUCUGCUAGUUGUGCAGUAAACAUUAAUAUAAUUUAUCAGGUGAUGAUUGCUUUUGCUGUAAAUAAUGUAUGAGCUUUUAACUCAUUUACAUGCAUGAGUAGUCUUCACCGAUUCCUGGACAUUGGGAAUAGGUUCCACAAUGUUUCCCCUUUGUUGUAAUUUCCAACUUCAGACUAAAGGAAAAUUAAACUACAGUAGUCCCUCAACAUACGAUGGUAAUCAGUUCCAAAUGGACCAUCGUUUGUUGAAACGAUGGUAUGUUGAGGGAUCCGUGCAAUGUAAAGUAUAGGACAGUGGUCUACAACCUGCGGACCUCCAGAUGUUGCAAAACUACAACACCCAGCAUGCCCGGACAGCCAACGGCUGUCCGGGCAUGCUGGGAGUUGUAGUUUUGCAACAUCUGGAGGUCCGCAGGUUAAAUAUCACUGGUAUUGGAGGUUAUACUCGCGUGUCCCCGCCGCUCCGGCACCGUCACCGCUGCCCUAAAUGUCUCCUUCCAUCACUGUCACCGUGUCCCCGGGGUGUCCCUGAUGCUCCGGCAAGGCCUCUGCUUCCCCGGCAUCCUCGCUCUCCAUCGCCACCAUCAGGUUGCUACGCACGCCGCUCCUAUUGGAUGACGGGACGGCGUGCGCAGUGACGUGAUGACGACGAUGGAGAGCGCCGACAAUGCAGGGGAUCCUGAAGAGGACGUGCUGGAGCCCUGAGGGCAGGUAAGUGAUCGUCAUCGGACCACAUGGGGCACCGUAAACGGCUAUCCGGUGGCAGCUGAAGCAGUCUGUGCUGCCGGAUAGCCGUUUAUGCGAUGGCCCCGACAUACAAAAGCAUCGUCCGUUGAUGCUGCCUUCAACAUGCAAUGGCCUCUGAGAGACCAUCGUAUGUUCAAAUGAUCGUAUGUCGGGGCCAUCUUAGGUCGGGGUCGUCACUGUAUUGACAAAUUUACACCUAUUGAAAAUAUGACACCAGUAGAUGUUUCUGCUAUGUAUGCUCAAUUCAGCAGGGUCCCUGGGUAAGAAGAUUGAACUAACCAGGUGAUUUAUGUUUUGACCACAAGCCCUGUCCAAGGCUUUAAAGGUCCCUAGUGUGGGCUAUGUCUGUGAGAUGGUGGAUAACAGAGCUCUACUAUCAGUCUUCCACAUUUAGGGGGAGAUUAAUCAAAACCUGUCCAGAGGAAAAGUUGCUGAGUUGCCCAUAGCAACUAAUUAGAUUGGUUCUUUCAUUUUUGAAAAGUUCUCUUAAAAAUGAAAGAAGCGAUCUGAUUGGUUGCUAUGGGCAACUUGGCAACUUUUCCUGUGGACAGGUUUUGAUAAAUCUCCCUCUAGUUUAUUUCCACAAACUUGCAGUACCAAGUGGUAACAAGCCUGUAGUACAGGAGUAUUAGCGAUGACUUCUUUAUAAUGCCAAUUGGCGUCAUCAUAAUAAAUAGAUUGCACAAUUUUUA